AUGAGUACAAGUAAAACUAACAUAGUGGUAGAAGAUGCAGCUAAAAUAAAAGGUAAGCCAGUCAGUGGUAGAUCUUGGAAGGUGGAGAAAAAUCCAUUAAGAGCAAAGAGUAGCGUUGUUAAAAAUAAGAAGUUGACAUCCUGGGAGCUAAAGCAACAGAAGAGGCUAGAGGAAAAGCAAUUCAAGGAAAGGAUAAAGGCUUUGAAGACAGAAAAGGAAGAUGAACGCCAAAGAAGGAUUGAUGCAUUGAAGGAGAGAAGAGAGAAGAAGGAAGAGAAAGAGAGAUAUGAGAGGUUAGCUGCCAAGAUGCAUGCAAAGAAGGUUGAAAGAAUCAGGAGAAGAGAGAAGAGAAACAAAGCAUUGAAGGAACGUUAA
Kazachstania africana CBS 2517 is the source of this 375-nucleotide messenger RNA. RefSeq names its product Cgr1p (gene CGR1). The record is from RefSeq and is a predicted model, not a curated record. Bases 1 to 375 code for a protein of 124 amino acids. The transcript has a single exon. Lineage: Eukaryota; Fungi; Ascomycota; Saccharomycetes; Saccharomycetales; Saccharomycetaceae.